GCGCGGGGCAGGAAGAAUGAGAGCUAGAGCGAGAGCUGCCGCCGCCGGCCGGGCGCGCUGGGCUUGCCCCGGAACUUGGCCCUACCUGCGCCCUGAUCCCCCCGCGACCCCCGUGGCCCGCGGGCCAUGGGAGUCGGCUGCCUGCAGGGAUCACGUCUCUGAGACCCCAGACCCGCCACGGAGACCAUGAAGAGCGAUCGGACCCGCAAGGCCGGAGGGGGUCCAAAGGACUUUGGCACGGGACUCAAGUACAGCUCGCGGCAGGAGAACAUGAAUGGCUUCGAGGAAGGUGUGGAGUUUUUGCCGGUGAACAAUGCCAAGAAGGUGGAGAAGCGGGGCCCUAGGCGCUGGCUGCUGUUGGUGGCCCUGCUGAUUGGCUGCCUCUUGCUCUCCCUUGUGGUUGGCUUGCUGGUGUGGCACUUCCAGUACCGGAAUGUGAGGGUCCAGAAGGUCUUCAAUGGCUACCUGAGGAUCACAAAUGAAAACUUUGUGGAUGCUUAUGAGAACUCCAACUCCACUGAGUUUAAAAACCUGGCCAAGAAGGUGAAGGAAGCGCUGAAGCUGUUAUACAGUGAAGUCCCUGUCCUGGGCCCCUACCAUAAGAAGUCUGUUGUAACUGCCUUCAGUGAGGGCAGCGUCAUCGCCUACUACUGGUCGGAGUUCAGCAUCCCGCCGUACCUGGAGGAAGAGGUGGAGUGCGCCAUAGCCAAGGAGCGAGUGAUCUCCUUACCACCCAGAGCUCGGGCGCUACAGUCCUUUGUAUUGACCUCGGUGGUGGCCUUCCCCACCGACCCCAGAACAGUCCAGAGGCCCCAGGACAACAAAUGCAGUUUUGCUCUGCAUGCCCAUGGCAAGGAACUGACGCGCUUCACCACGCCUGGCUUCCCCAACAGCCCCUACCCAGCUCGUGCCCGUUGCCAGUGGGCCCUGCGGGGGGAUGCUGACUCAGUGCUGAGCCUCACCUUCCGCAGCUUUGACGUUGCACCUUGUGACGGGCAGGGCAGUGACUUGGUUAUGGUGUAUGACACCCUGAGCCCUGUGGAGCCCCAUGCUCUGGCGAGGCUCUGUGGCACCUACCCUCCCUCCUACAACCUGACCUUCCUCUCCUCCCAGAAUGUCUUGCUUGUCACGCUGAUAACCAGCACGGAACGGCGACAUCCUGGCUUUGAGGCCACCUUCUUCCAGCUGCCGAAGAUGAACAGCUGUGGAGGCUCCUUACGUGAAGCCCAGGGGACAUUUAGCAGCCCCUACUAUCCUGGUCACUACCCACCCAACAUCGAUUGUACAUGGAACAUUGAGGUACCCCAAAACAAGAAUGUAAAAGUGCGCUUCAAAAUCUUCUACUUGGUGGAACCCAACUUGCCGCUGGGCACCUGCCCCAAGGACUACGUGGAGAUCAAUGGGGAGAAGUACUGUGGAGAGAGGCCCCAGUUUGUUGUUAGCAGCAACAGCAACAAAAUCACAGUUCGCUUCCACUCGGAUCAGUCCUACACCGACACGGGGUUCCUAGCUGAAUACCUCUCCUAUGACUCCAAUGACCCAUGCCCUGGGAUGUUCACAUGCAAAACUGGGCGGUGCAUCCAGAGGAACCUGCGCUGCGAUGGCUGGGCUGACUGCACUGACUACAGUGACGAGUUGUACUGCACAUGCAACGCCACCCACCAGUUUAAGUGCAAGAACAACUUCUGCAAGCCCCUGUUCUGGGUCUGUGACAGCGUGAACGACUGCGGAGACAACAGUGACGAGCAAGGGUGCAGUUGUUCUGCUGGGACCUUCAAGUGUGCCAAUGGGAAGUGCCUCCCACAGAGCCAGCGGUGCAAUGGGAAGGACGACUGUGGGGACGGGUCUGACGAGAUCUCGUGUGACAGUGCGAGUGUCGUUGCUUGCACUGAACACACCUAUCGCUGCCACAAUGGACUCUGCCUGAGCAAGGGCAGCCCUGAGUGUGACGGGAAGAAGGACUGUAGUGACGGCUCAGAUGAAGAGGACUGUGACUGUGGGCUGAGGUCAUUCACCAAACAGGCUCGUGUCGUUGGAGGCACAAAUGCAGACCAGGGCGAGUGGCCCUGGCAGGUGAGCCUCCACAGCCAAGGCCAGGGCCAUGUGUGUGGGGCUUCACUCAUCUCUCCCAACUGGCUGGUCUCUGCAGCCCACUGCUUUAUGGAUGACAGAGAUUUCAGGUAUUCGGACCCCACUUUGUGGACUGCCUUCCUGGGCCUCCAUGAUCAGAGCAAGCGCAGCGACUCCGGGGUGCAGGAACACCAGCUCAAGCGCAUCAUCACCCACCCCUCCUUCAACGACUUCACCUUCGACUACGACAUUGCGCUGUUGGAACUGAAGAAGCCUGCUGAGUACAGUUCCGUGGUGCGGCCGAUUUGCCUGCCUGACACUUCUCAUGUCUUCCCUGUUGGCAAGGCCAUCUGGGUCACAGGCUGGGGGCACACCCAGGAGGGAGGCUCUGGUGCGCUGAUCCUGCAGAAGGGUGAGAUCCGCAUCAUCAACCAGACGACCUGUGAAGGCCUCAUGCCUCAGCAGAUCACCCCGCGUAUGAUGUGUGUGGGCUUCCUCUCCGGGGGCGUGGAUGCCUGCCAGGGUGAUUCUGGGGGCCCCUUGUCCAGCGUGGAGGAGGAUGGACGAAUCUUCCAGGCAGGCGUGGUGAGCUGGGGUGAAGGCUGCGCCCAGAGGAACAAGCCAGGCGUGUACACGAGGCUACCUGUAUUUCGGGACUGGAUCAAAGAGCAGACUGGGGUGUAGAGGCAGGGGAAGCCCGCCAGUCAACCCAACAUGAACGCCUGUGGGGCCAUCCCAGCAUGCACACCUGCAGACCGAGCACAAGACCUUCUGUUCCCCCAAAACCCAGACUGUGAACUGUAUCCUCAGGAUUCUAAAUCCCCACUGGAGAGCCUGUUGCCUCCCUCAGCCUCCAAAAUGGGAACAGAAAGGUGGGGAGGGAAAGGAUGGGCAAUGCCAGUGGACCAACCAAGCUCAAAAGCUUGAAGACGCAGACUCCCCCUCCAGCCCCAGGCUGGGCUGGAGGCUUUUUCCUGCAGACCUGCUUCCUGUGUCUCUAAGGAGCAGCUUCUGGGACCUCCUCAGUGAAGGUGGUGGCGACUGCAGGCGCUGGACUGUGAGGUCCCAGGGUACACUCCUCUGGAAACCCAAGCCCGAAGGACCCUGGAAACCUGAUGAAUCUGAUUGGAAUUGGUUUACCUGCUCCUAUUGUGGGCUUCAGUGUGUGUAUUUGUGUGUAUGAGUAAAACAUUUUAUUUCUUUUUAGACAAAAAAAAAAUUUUUUUUCUGGAA
Messenger RNA from Sciurus carolinensis (gray squirrel), 3303 nucleotides. It is a transcript of the gene St14, whose product is annotated as ST14 transmembrane serine protease matriptase. Gene Ontology annotation, biological process: acrosome reaction; proteolysis. Gene Ontology annotation, cellular component: membrane. The transcript has 19 exons. The coding region runs from base 187 to 2754 and encodes 855 amino acids. NCBI's taxonomy places the organism in Eukaryota, Metazoa, Chordata, Mammalia, Rodentia, Sciuridae. The record is from RefSeq and is a predicted model, not a curated record. Gene Ontology annotation, molecular function: serine-type endopeptidase activity; protein binding.